AUGAAGGGUGCUAGACACUAUUUUAUGAGUCAAGAGAGAGAAACUCCCGUUGACCAAGAUAUUCCUUAUAUUAAGUACCCUUUGGUGACUAAAGAACAGAUGAAAAGGAUAACGAACGACAAAUUCAAGUUUGACUUUGCGUACACCUCAUAUGCACAUCAUAGUACGGAUAGUGAUCCAAUGAUCCAUUCACUUUCAGACUUGACAGAGCCCACACAAUUAACUUCGUUAUUACCAAGGAGGAGACCACAUGGGUCUCCAUCUGAUACGUUGUCUAUCAAGGCAGGAGAUGAUGCAAUGUUGGUAUCACCCACAGUGUUGGCCAUCGCCGAUGGGGUUUCAGGAUGGGAGAGUAAAGGAAAACACUGUUCUUCAGGAAUCUGGUCGAGAUCGAUGGUAGAGACUUUGAGUAGACUUAUGACUGAGUAUAAGCUUAAUCAUGUGCCGCAUCAUUUGAACAAAAGAGAUAUUGAUCAAAUCUUGGAUGAUUCGUAUUUACACACGUCGCAUUUGAUGGACCUUCAGAAAUUGAGGGGUUCGUCUACAUUAGUAUUGGGGAUGUUAAGUGGUGAAUAUUUGAAGAUGAUAAGCAUAGGUGAUUCUAAAAUAUACAUAAUUCGAAAUGGAGAGAUUAUAAAAACAAAUGAGGAGCAAAUGAUUUCAGACUUGUGUCCAAAACAAAUUGGGACGCAAACCCUCACAUGCUUGCCUUCGGAAAUGGCGUGGGUAGAUUCAAUUAAGCUUAAGCCUAAUGAUAUUGUUUUAGCUUGUUCUGAUGGAAUUUCUGACAAUUUAUAUGAGUGGGAAAUAUUAGAUUACGUUGAUGCGUAUUUAACUGGUAAAAGCAACGAUUUAAAAACGGUAGUAAAUAAGUUAUUACUCAAAGCAAAAGAAAUUGGAUUUGAUGACUAUGCAUUUACACCAUAUAACGAAAAGGUCAAUGCUUUGCCUGAAAAGAAAUAUGGCAAGAAGUGUAGUACAGGCGGUAAGCUCGAUGAUAUGUCAAUAUGUAUCGCAAGAGUUGUUCCCAAUAAGGCAUUAGAAUCAAAAUAG
Molecule: messenger RNA, 1053 nt
Organism: Debaryomyces fabryi
Lineage: Eukaryota; Fungi; Ascomycota; Pichiomycetes; Serinales; Debaryomycetaceae
Gene: PTC8
Product: Ptc8p
Exons: 1
Coding region: 1-1053 (350 amino acids)
Source: RefSeq, a predicted model, not a curated record